AUGGCAUCAAUCUACAAGUUACAAAGACACUGCAACGGCGCAAAGCCUAACCUGCAGAUCAUUCAGAGAACACAGCGAGAGAUGUCACCGGAAGUCGAAGAGGACGGGGUCGAAGCGGCGGUCUGCGAACAGCGGAGGUGCGCAGUCGGAGAGCAGGAGCAGCUCAGCGAUGAGGGCCUCGCGCGCGCGCAGAAACCUAGGAGCUCCGGGAAGUCGCCGGCGUCGGUGCCAGAGGCGGGCGGGCGGCUUGUGCCAGUCUCCGCCAUGGCUCUUGUGCCAGUCUCCUCCAUGGGUGGGCCUGUACCUGCAGCAAGAGAGCACUGCCGCGGACCUCCGUGGCCUAUCCCUCGAGCGCGAGGACGGCGGGAGAGAGGGAGCGGAAGCGGAAAUGCGGACCAGAGCGGCGGCGGCUGGGGUGAGACCGUGAAAAGUGAAUGGGUUAUGGUUACGAGGUUGACGCUGUCAUGUGGCAAGGAGAAGCUCGACGUCGCCGAGGUGAUUGGGCAGUGA
Messenger RNA from Miscanthus lutarioriparius, 510 nucleotides. NCBI's taxonomy places the organism in Eukaryota, Viridiplantae, Streptophyta, Magnoliopsida, Poales, Poaceae. The record is from the annotation of a GenBank genome assembly.